AUUUAUUCCUGUUUGCUGAGCUGUUCGUGAAUAUUUCUUCUCCCUGCCCUGUCUGCAAUCUUCUCUCUUCAACCUCACAAUCCUGACCUCACACUUCCAUCCUUCAUCGUCAAUCAUCAUUUGACCUCUACAAUAAAACACCAAAAUGUCUCUCUCCAGCUCAAUUUCCACAGGCACCGCCUCCGCCGCAACCGCCACUGCUACAACCACAGCCUGCAACGUCAAUUACGAAAUUCCAACAAAGGACGCCGCCUGCGCCCUCCUCACCUCGUCCAACUCCACCGCCAUACUCAAGGACUGCUGCGGCGUGGCGGAGAUAAACUCGAUCAACAACGGAUGUUCUUCAUACUGUCUGGCACAGGGCCAGGAUAUCGGCGACUUGACAAGCUGCUUCUAUCGCAACGGCGCGUCGGCUAACAGUGUGUACUGCAAUGAAGUCAACAAGACCGCCACCGCGACUGCUUCAAUCACUGGGACCGCAACGGGAACGGGAUCAACGACUGUACUGACGGGCACGGCCACGGGUACUGGGGCGACUGCUUCGUCGACGACCGGAGCGGCUGCUCCUGCAGCGAAGGUAUCUGUGGGUGGGGUGGGUGUGUUGGCGCUGAUGUUCUGCUCGGCGCUGUUAAGGGUUUUUGCUUAGGAAACUGUUAUGAUGAUCGGAGUUGGAUAAUACAAACUUUGAAACUGUUAUGAUGAUCGGAGUUGGAUAAUACAAACUUUCGGGUUGUGAGCUGGAAUCUUAAUGAGCGCGAGAUGGUCAUACUUUCUUUUGUUGUGUAUAAUUAAAUGCCCCCCUACUUAAUUUGAUACCGCUGAUUGAGAAUGACAUGACAAGUCAUGUGCAUACGUUUGUUAUGCCCAACUACUCUCUGUUGACAUGGGUAAAAACACUAAAAUUAUAUUGACGAGA
Molecule: messenger RNA, 916 nt
Organism: Talaromyces proteolyticus
Lineage: Eukaryota; Fungi; Ascomycota; Eurotiomycetes; Eurotiales; Trichocomaceae
Exons: 1
Coding region: 146-646 (166 amino acids)
Source: RefSeq, a predicted model, not a curated record